ACACCAAUAUCCAAAUUACAAACAAGAUUUUAAAUUCACAUGGCGCGAAUUGUUUUUAGUUGCGUUCCGUUUCACAGUUAGCAGCAAAGAGGAUUCUGCAUGUAACAUACUCUGUAGGAUAUGUUAGUAUCAUCUGUUUACCAACAUCCCUCAGGUGUCUUUCUCAGCUGUUAAUUAACUGUCAACUUACUGUCAAUAGCACGUGUAAAUGCAAUGCAAUAAGAUUAAUAUUAAUAAUAUCGAUAACCCGUGUGUUAUAAUGCGCCUAGGUACUGUAGUAAAACAAUAAAGUAUUUGCUACUGAACCUGUACUUUUAAAGAAAAUUCUACAUUUUCUAAACCUCAAAGUAAACAUUUCUUGGAAAGAGAUAUGAACAUAAAUAAACCAUGGCUACACUCGGUAAAAUGAAGAAAAAGAAGAAACAAGUUGAGUUUACUGCGGAUAACAUUGAUAGUACAGCUCCCGUGAAGAAGAUUCUCGAAGAUUUGCGCAAUAAGAAUAUUCAGGCAUAUAACUUUUUUAAUUACAACAUAAGACAAAGGCUAUCAACAAAGAAAACAUUGCCAAACUUUCAUUUUACUGUGCCUGGCCAUCCGUUAAAUGCAUUUAGUGAAGAUUGGGACGGGCAAUUGUUUACAAAUUAUUUUGAUCAAUUCCCAUACAAGAGCACUAAUCCGAAAAUUGUAACAGAGUUGAACCAUUCUAAUAAAACUGAUCCAGUAACAGAAUUAAUAAAACUUAAAAAUAAUUGGCAAUGGCAAUGGAGAUAUUUAAGAUAUUCAGCAACAAUUAACAACAUGUUAACGAAAUAUGAGACUCUAAAUGAUGAUGUUGUGCAUUGUCCGAAACAUUUAAUAGACAUGGCAAAGCAUUGCGAUAGUGAUCCAGACCCGUACUUUGAUUGUUCAUAUAACUGGUAUUAUUCUGGACAUGGCAACUUGCAACUCGUAACUAUACAAUGGAAUGAUUAUUUACUACAUAGUGAGUUUAAUAAAUUAUUGUUAUCUGAUUAUAAUAAAAAUACCAGAACAAUUAGCAGUCCAGUAACCACAUUUGAUUGUGGCAAUGGUAUGAAUAUUCUAGAAACAAUAUGCUCUUCACAGAACUUGAUCGCUUUACGUACUAAGAAUAAAGUUUUCAUAUUGAGAAUUGUCUCAGAAGCUGAUGAAAUACAUUUUGAGGAAAUCAAAACUGCACAUUCAGAAAUGCCGUAUACUGGUAUAUCUUUUGAUGGUUUUCAUAAGAACAUUUUGUAUGUAACUACUUUAGAUAACAAACUUACUAUAGUGAAUUUAGAUAGAAUGAAAGGAAGAAGUGUAAAAUUAACACCAAAUAUACCUGCAGAGAAUAAUUGGAAUACCGUACUCAGCUCGGAGAGAGGUUUCUACACUCAUAUAUCAACAAAAUAUAUAACACUAUAUGAUAAACGAACUAAUACUGUGAUAUACCAAUGGGGAGAUCUUAGAAAUGUGACGGAUGAAAUUUUAUGCAACGAUAUAACAUGUGCUUUACCAACCGAAACACCGUAUUUGUACAUAGGUUCGGAUCAUCACCUUUUCGUUAUGGAUAUGAGAUAUACACAUACACAAAAUCAAAAAGCCAAACCUAUAAAUAGAUGGACCCAUGGUAUGCAAUGUCCACCGACUUAUUUAUCAAAAUGCAUGUUCGGUUACAACAAAGAUUUGGUCUGUCUUAGCAGCCAAUGGUGUGAAGAUAUGUGUGUUUUACCAAACGAUUAUGAUACUAUGGCUAAAGAAUCUGAUGUGAUUAAUAUAACAAUACCAUUCCGACCUCCGAGUAUAACAGAUACACUAAAAACUGCCCGUCAGAAGUUACUAUGUCAUGAUUUAUAUAAUCCGAUAGACACAAGACUUCGUACGGCUAUAACUGGAUGUUUGAUUACUGAAUUUGAUGAAAAGUUUGAUGUGUUAAUGCAAAAUUCUUUAGGUGAUAUCUCAUGUCAUACAAUAUUUCCUAAUCAUUUGGAUAUAUUUAUGGAAGACGACAGUUGUCAAUGUCUCGAUGAAUGGAGUAAAUCUUAUAAAUUAGACAGGAAAGACUUUUUAGUCACUUCUGUAGUUGAUAUUGCAGACAUCUGGAAGAAUUUAAAAAGAGUUCCCGAGGGAUACAGGAUUUUGGAUAACAGACGUACAAAGUCUAAAUGUAAUGAAGAGGAGAUAUUUGAGAUAUUUGAUAAUGAAGGCCUUGAUGAAGGUCUUCUGGAGUUGUGGACGAAUAAAUUAGAAGACACUGUUGACCAAUCCUCGUUUGCGCUUCAUUUACAUUUCUCUGACAGUGAUGAAGAUGGCAAAUGAUUGAUUAUUAAUUUUAGAAAUCGGUGCUUAAUCUAGUUGAAAGCUCUAGCUUUAGAGCCCGCGCACACCUUUGAUUAAACUAUCGCACGACUGUUGUGCGAUUGUUUCGCAGCUAAUUCAACUGUUUAGUUGAACGAGUAAAAAUCAUGCAAUGUGCACACAAUAUAAGCUCAUAGGAAUCCAAGUUAGACAACAGUUGUACGAUUGUUAAGUCAAAGGGUCGCGUACACUCUAAAACUAAUCCUAUUUUUUUAUGUUAUAAUGAUGGUAAAUUUAUUUGGAAUAAAAUUUCUUCCAUAUGCGUAUACAAGUUCGUCGAUGUAACAGUGCGUUGUUUUAAUCUAUGACCCUUAUUGGAUGUGAGUGCUGAAGCAUCAAAAAUGAUCUCUUUGUAAUACUAGUUGGGAAUUUCUACACCUCAAUAAACGAAAUACUAGAUUAAUUAACUAAAAUUGUAAAUUUAUUUAUAUUAAAUACUUAUUCCAUGA
Messenger RNA from Papilio polytes (common Mormon), 2804 nucleotides. RefSeq lists its product as uncharacterized. The transcript is spliced from 4 exons. Gene Ontology annotation, molecular function: protein binding. Lineage: Eukaryota; Metazoa; Arthropoda; Insecta; Lepidoptera; Papilionidae. The coding region runs from base 388 to 2316 and encodes 642 amino acids. The record is from RefSeq and is a predicted model, not a curated record.